AUGAGUUUUAUACGGCCGGACAAUAAAGUUAUUGCUGACGCUCUUGGCGAUAUUAAUACGUUGCCAAGAGAUAUGCAAAUGGCUGUAAAACACAAAGUGGAUGAAAGUUUUCAACCGGUACCGGCUCCUUGUUCUGGAGAUUGGCUGAGAGAGCAUCAAGAAAAAGGGCAAACAAUGAAAUCAUUUGAACGUACUACGUCAAAAGCGACUCCUCAUGCAACCUUUAAAACAAUUUAUAUUCAGCCAGUUGGUAGUUUUAAUCAGCCAAGAGCUGCACCACUUGAUGUUAUAACUGAAUUUAGUCGUGUAUUUUUUGCUGGAUGCGAAGUUGAAGUACUACCAACUAUUGAUUUUACGAAUAGUAUGUCACAUCGAGACAACUGGGGAGUCGUACAAUACCGAACGGAUGGUUUUUACAAUUUAUUGGCUCAAACACGUGAUAAACGUGAUAGAAGACGAGAACUUCUCUGUGUUGCUGUUACAAUGACUGAUAUUUAUCCAGAUGAAAAAUGGAAUUUCGUCUAUGGACAAGCAAGCCCACUCGAUGGUUUUGGUGUUUAUUCAUUUGCACGUCUUGAUCCAUUAUUUUUUAAAUCCUCAAAUAAAUUAAACAAUACUCCAUUGACUGAUGAACACCGUAUAAUCAUACUUCGGCGUUGUGUUAAAAUCUUGUUACAUGAAGUAGGCCAUCUAUUCGGGUUAAAGCAUUGUAUCUAUUAUAUUUGUUUGAUGAAUGGUGCAAAUCAUGAAAUUGAAAUGGAUCGGCAACCUUUGUAUCUAUGUCCUGUUUGUUUACGUAAAUUACAUUCAACACUUCAAUUUGAUGUUAGACAAAUGUAUGAAAAGUUUGUAAAUCUAUGUGAGAAAUACCAACUUGAAGAAGAAACUAUAUGGUAUCGAAGACGUCUAGAGCUUAUUCAAGAGAAAGAUACAUAA
Molecule: messenger RNA, 936 nt
Organism: Rotaria socialis
Lineage: Eukaryota; Metazoa; Rotifera; Eurotatoria; Philodinida; Philodinidae
Source: the annotation of a GenBank genome assembly